This is a messenger RNA of Brassica napus (rape), 634 nucleotides long. Its product is annotated as cytochrome b-c1 complex subunit 6-1, mitochondrial. Gene Ontology annotation, biological process: mitochondrial electron transport, ubiquinol to cytochrome c. The coding region runs from base 165 to 413 and encodes 82 amino acids. The record is from RefSeq and is a predicted model, not a curated record. Lineage: Eukaryota; Viridiplantae; Streptophyta; Magnoliopsida; Brassicales; Brassicaceae. The transcript has 4 exons.
GUCUCUCUGAAUCUCUAGAUUGAGCUCUAUUGUGUGUAGUGAUCGGGUCCAGCGAUGAUAUAGAAUUAGGUUUGUCCAUUUUCGUCUUUCAUACGUUAGCGUUAGCUUGCUGAUUGAGAUGUCCAGGUUUUGCAUCUUAUGACCAGGAGUAGCUUUGUUCUUGUAUGAAUGGCCUCUUAAGUCUCAAUCGAAAACACAUAUUCUUGGCAGACGAUGAGGUUGUUGAUCCAAAGAAGUACCUUGAGGAGUCUUGCAAUCCAAAAUGCGUGAAGCCACUACUCGAGUAUCAGGCGUGUGUCAAGAGAAUCCAAGGUGAUGACUCUGGCCACAAGCACUGCACUGGCCAGUACUUCGACUACUGGCAGUGCAUUGACAAAUGUGUUGCACCCAAGCUCUUUACAAAACUCAAAUGAAACAAGGCGAAGCUGGAGUCGACAUUGUCUUUGAGUUUAAGGGAUGUAUAAAACGCAGUUGAUGUUGGAACAUUUUUGUUAACUGCAAACCUGAUUAUGCCAAAUUGCUUUGCUGCUCGGUUUUGUUUCUAUCGCUUUUAUGUUUUUUUUUUCCUACAGACAUUGUUAUUGUCCUUCUUUUGAAGUAAUAAAAUGCCUAAUAACAACAACUUUUUACACAA